AUGUUUCCUGCUUUGCGAGGCGUCUCAAGUCUAUCCUUGUCCCGAGCCAGGACUGCGCUGUCGAAACGUAAGCGACGCUGUCAGCGUCAUCCAUUUCCCCAUAAGGCUCGUCGCUGCCCUGAUCUCCUGCGAGACGGCGCUGGCCAUCUGUUCCCUUCGCCUUUGGCCCUUGUGCACCGUUCUGACGACAUUCUCCUGCAGGUUCCACCUCUCCGGCGACCCGAAUACCCCCUCUCUCGAAUCGAGCACCCCGACCAGCAUUCCGAAUGCUCUGCUGCUGCUAUAGACUCCCGCUACCCGUCGAUCCCUACUCCCCCUACCGCGGCGCCUGAAAGUGUCGAGGCUGGUGCUGGUGCUGUUGUGGCCAAAUCAAUUGGAUCUGCUGCUGUGGCUGUCGCUACUGCGUUGGCUUUCGCUGUAGCUGUCGCAUCGCUGCGAGGUAUCAACGCUGGCUGCGGAGGCGGUGGUGGUGCUUGUAGCCCGGUCGUCUGUGGACAUCUGUUGGCGUUCUUCCUCUCGUCCUGCGGGCUUGACGCUGCGUUGAAGUUGCCAUAUUGGACCGGGGAUUGGCCGUCGAUUCUAGCUGCGAUGUUCCUGAUGUCUUUGGUCCACGUCGAUCUAUGA
This is a messenger RNA of Colletotrichum navitas, 624 nucleotides long. RefSeq lists its product as uncharacterized. NCBI's taxonomy places the organism in Eukaryota, Fungi, Ascomycota, Sordariomycetes, Glomerellales, Glomerellaceae. The record is from RefSeq and is a predicted model, not a curated record. The transcript is spliced from 3 exons. The coding region runs from base 1 to 624 and encodes 207 amino acids.